UCAUUUUUCUCUUUAGAAUAGAAAAUAUAUAAACUUGUCUCGUGUUAUUCGGCAAAGAUGAAAUUUCUGCUGUUGGUGAUUCUUGCCAUCUCAACUCAUCUGGCGCAAGCCCACCUGAGAUUAACUGCUGAAGAAGAAGAGGCCAACUUUGUGGUUUUUGUGGAAGCCGGGAUGACAGCAAAUCCAACCUUGGCUGAGGGUGAUGGCGACUAUUACAGUGCAUACCUUGGGGUUCUCCUGUCACUCAAGCAAGGCUACUCGCAGAGUGAUGGCUUCGGAGCCUCACGGACUUUGACAUUCGUUAUUGAUUAUAAUCUUCCCACCCAGUUCCGCCAAGCCGUAACCGGGUGCCAUUCAGGACCUUGGUUCUGGUGGCGCUUUGUGACUCUUUUGCAUGUGUGGAGCCCGAGCAAGGAUGCUACGCUCGGGUCUCGCCACGCACUCUCUCAACCCCACAAAGUCCCCCCCUUUAGAUGCCAACGGCGGAUGGCUGGAGGGAUCCAAAGGACCCUGAAGUCGGGGUUGCAGAGAUGUCGCUGCUCCGCAGGGGCCUGGGAGGGCGGGUUGGAUCGGCCAGCAAGGGGGCGCAGCGUCUGA
This is a messenger RNA of Notodromas monacha, 597 nucleotides long. NCBI's taxonomy places the organism in Eukaryota, Metazoa, Arthropoda, Ostracoda, Podocopida, Cyprididae. The record is from the annotation of a GenBank genome assembly.